AUGGCAUCUGCCCGCUGCGUUCUGACUGAAGACCAUCUCCUGUGCUCCAUCUGCCUGGAGGUCUUCACUGACCCUGUCUCCACUUCCUGUGGACACAGCUUCUGUAAGACCUGCAUCAACCAACACUGGAACCACAGCGAGCAGUACCAUUGUCCCAUCUGUAACGAGGACUUCAGUGUCAAACCUCAGUUAAAAACUAACACCUUUAUGUCUGAAAUGGUCUCCCAGUUCAGGGCGUCUCCAGAGGAGCCAGAGGAGCAGACAGGGACAGGAGGUGUUCCGUGUGAUGUAUGCUCCACUCCCAGGCUCAGGGCGCUGAAGUCCUGCCUGGUGUGUCUGGCCUCCUUCUGCCCCACUCACCUGGACCCUCACCUGAGAACCCCCCGGCUCCAGCGGCACCCCCUCAUCCACCCUGUGCAGAACCUGGAGGAGAGGAUCUGCCCUGAACAUGGCAAGCCUCUGGAUCUGCUUUGUCAAACUGAGAAGAUGUUUAUCUGUGUACACUGCUCUGUCUCUCGGCAUAAAGACCAUGUGUCAGUGCCCCUGGAAGAGGAGUGUGAGCGACAGCAGACGGAGCUGGAGGAAAUUGUGAAACAAAGAAAGCAGAAGAUCCAGGAGAUCCAGGGUUCAGUGAAGGUUAAUAACCAGAAUGCAGACAGAGAGCUGUCUGAGGGGGUGAAAGUCUUUUCAGCCAUGAUGGAGAGUGUUCAGAAGAGUCAGCACCAGUUCAGAGAGAGAAUCAAAGCAGAUCAGAAGGCGGUAGAGGACAGAGCUGCAGAGAUUAUAGAGCAGUUAGAGCAGGAGAUCUGUGUCCUGCAGUGGAGAGAAGCUGGCAUGAAGCAGGCCCUUAAAUAUGAAGACCACUUUAGUUUCAUACAAACCUUCUCAGAAAACACUGCUUCAGAUUUUCAGGAUUUGACCAACACAAUGGUUUCUCCACAUGCGCAUGAUGACCUGGUGGAUAAAGCUUUGUCCGAGCUUCAGAAGACGCUUCUUCUACAUAAAAAAAAAAAAUCUGAAGAACUGAAACGCGUCCAGCAGUUUGAAGUCGAUUGUCCUCGCCUCAUUCCCACGCUGUGA
This is a messenger RNA of Knipowitschia caucasica, 1080 nucleotides long. NCBI's taxonomy places the organism in Eukaryota, Metazoa, Chordata, Actinopteri, Gobiiformes, Gobiidae. The record is from the annotation of a GenBank genome assembly.